GCGCCCACUGGCGUUGCUCGGCCGCUUGCGCUCGAGCGAUUUAAAACAGACUGGAGGAGGGAGGUGGCUGGCUGGCACUGCGCUGAAUGUGUGUGUGUGUGUGAGAAAUAAAUUAAAUCUACACAUCCGCGCUCAGGGCACGAGGAAGGGCACGAUUUGCUAUCGGGAACAAUGAUGUAUUAGCUGGAAUGGAAUCAUAAACUUUGUUCAGGUUGAUGGAGAGAUGUUGAAAGGUUGGCUGAUGUCCAUGGUUCCUGGGGGAUUCCUGAAUAACUUUAAAGUUCUAAUAUCAAAUCUGAACAAUUGUAUUUACUAUCCUCCAAAAGAAAGUCCUAGGACAAGAAUGACAGAUGUAUCUGGGCUGCCAUAUUGAAGAUUAUUUUUCAAAUGGAGCACUUUAUGGAUGUGAACAAGUUAUUGUGGGUACAUAACCUGUAAGAUCGUGUGCUUUAUUUAUGAGUACUUUACCCCAGAAUAUCUUAACUAUUGAAAACAAUGGCAAACUUUCAUCUCUGGAAGUUAUCUUCACAAAAACUAGGCUUUUUUUUGGUGGCAUUUGGAUUCAUAUGGGGAAUGAUGCUUCUGCACUUUACAAUCCAACAACGAACGCAACAUGAAAGCAGCGCUAUGCUUCGUGAACAAAUCCUGGACCUUAGUAAACGAUAUAUCAAAGCUUUGGCAGAAGAAAACCAAAACGUAGCGGAUGGACCAUAUGUCGGCACAAUGACUGCAUACGAUUUGAAGAAGACAUUAGCUGUUCUUCUUGACAACAUUUUGCAGCGACUUGGAAAAUUGGAGUCUAAAGUAGACAACUUGAUUAUUUCAAAUGGGACAGGAAUAAACUCUACAAAUGCUACUGCUACAGUGAUCCCCAGCUCUGGGACUGUAGAGAAAGUUAAUGUAGCAGAUUUAAUUAAUGGUGCGCAGGAGCAGUGUGAAUUGCCUCCUAUGGAUGGCUUCCCUCAUUGCGAGAGCAAAUUGAAGUGGAUGAAAACGAUGUGGCAGUCAGAUCCCUGUUAUAUCAGCUAUGGUGUGGAUGGGUCCAUAUGCUCAUUUUUUAUUUACCUCAGUGAGGUUGAAAAUUGGUGUCCUCCUCUGCCGUGGAGAGCAAUGAGUCCUCGGGAAGAGACUGAUGUACAGACUUUGGCUGAAAUACGCACAGAUUUUAAUUACCUCUUUAAAAUUAUGUCGGCACACGACGAGUUUCGAUGGAUGCGACUGAGAAUAAAUCGAAUGGCAAGCGCUUGGAUUGAGGCUAUAAAAUCACUUGCCGAGAAACAAAAUCUAGAAAACAAACGUAAAAAGAUUCUUAUUCAUCUUGGGCUUUUAACCAAGGAAUCUGGAUUUAAGAUAGCAGAGAAUGCUUUCAGCGGUGGCCCUCUUGGCGAAUUAGUGCAGUGGAGUGAUCUGAUUACAACUCUUUACCUGUUGGGCCAUGACAUUAGGAUUUCUGCUUCUUUGGCUGAAUUAAAAGAGAUAAUGAAGAAGGUGAUGGGUAACAGAUCGGGUUGUCCAACCCGUGGUGAUAAGAUAGUAGAACUAAUCUAUAUCGACAUUGUUGGCUUAACACAAUUUAAAAAAACACUUGGUCCAUCUUGGGUUCAUUAUCAGUGUAUGCUUAGAGUGCUGGAUUCAUUUGGUACAGAGCCAGAAUUUAAUAGUGCUCACUAUGCUCAGUCAAAGGGUCAUAAGACACCGUGGGGUAAAUGGAACCUUAACCCACAACAGUUCUACACGAUGUUUCCUCACACACCAGACAACAGUUUCCUCGGAUUUGUAGUUGAACAACAUCUUAACGCCAGUGAUAUUAGUCAUCCCGAUGACAUUAAAAGACAGAAUCAGUCCUUGGUGUAUGGCAAAGUGGAUCAUUUUUGGAAGGAUAAAAGGUCUUUCUUGGAUAUAAUUCACACGUACACAGAAGUCCAUGGCACAGUUCACGGAACUAGCACAGUCCACAUUCCUAAUUAUGUGAAAAACCACGGGAUACUGAGUGGGCGUGACCUUCAACUUCUGCUACGAGAAACUAAGUUGUUUGUUGGUCUUGGUUUUCCAUACGAAGGCCCAGCUCCUCUGGAAGCCAUUGCAAAUGGAUGUGCGUUCCUAAAUCCACGCUUCAGUCCACCUAAAAGCAGUAAAAACACUGAAUUUUUCAAAGGCAAGCCAACUCUCAGAGAGUUGACUUCACAACAUCCAUAUGCUGAAGUAUAUAUUGGAAAACCUCAUGUCUGGACCGUUAACAUUGAUGAUCCUAUUGAGGUUGAGGAUGCAGUCAAAGCUAUUCUUAAUCAGAAGAUUGAACCGUAUUUGCCCUAUGAAUUUAACUGUGAAGGAAUGUUGCAAAGAGUCAGUGCUUUUAUUGAAAAUCAGGAUUUCUGCCAUGGUCAAGUGAUGUGGCCUCCAUUGAGUGCACUCCAAGUUAAAAUUGCACCUCGCAAGCAAUCGUGCAAGCAGAUCUGUCAAGAGAAUAAGCUCAUAUGUGAACCAUCCUUUUUUCAACAUCUGAAUAAAGACAGUGACUUGCAAAAAUAUGGAAUUGAAUGCCAAUCAUUUGAAUCUCUAAAUGAUAUUGUUGUUCCAGCUUAUGAUGAAAAGAAGAAGCACUGUUUUUUCCAGAGCGAUUUGUUGCUUUUCAGUUGUGCAGGUUCAAAUGAACAUUUCAAAAGGGUCUGUCCAUGCAGAGACUAUAUGAAGGGACAAGUCGCCUUAUGUCAAGAAUGCUUAUAGCACUUGCUUUUCCAACGCACCCUAGUUUGUGCAAAAGAAAACUUGGAUAUUAGGUGGUCUUAACAUCAGUCAUUAAUUUUUGGAAGAUCCCUUCAAAAAGGACACUGAUAAGGGAAAAAAAUUGAAUCACGAACAUUAAUUCACUUGAAGUGAUUAAAGUUCUUUCUUACACAAAGAUUGACCUCAGCCCCAGGUUAACAAGGUUGAGGAUUAAAAAAAUAUCUCCCCAUUGGAAACAAGAAGUAAUUUUUUUUUUAAGGGUUCUCAUUUAUAAAAGGUUUCAUUCUCAUUUUUGACACGGUUUGGUGUAUAGAUGUAAAUGAAAGAUGCACUACUAAAUAUUCUAAAUUCAGAAAGUCAUGUUAAUAAAUAUAAAAUUAAAGGUUGCCAGCUAAAUAAAUAAGGGACUGCUUAAUAGGCUUUUUUUUUUUUUAAUUCAUGAGAAAUAAACAGAAUCCGAAUCGAAGGGUUUAACAUCUGUUUGAAAGCAAUGUCACUGGAAUGUUUCAAUAUAAUCAUACCCAGAUAAGAGAAUCCAUCUUUGUUAUGACCACUACAGGCAGUUAUUUGAAGGAUUGUAUGCUGAUAUUGCUGACAGUAAUAAUUUUAAAAUAUAGAUGUUAAUUGUUUUAAAUCCUGCUUUGAGAUUUGAUUUAAACCUUUGAAGGAUUUUUUAAAAUUAAAUUAAACAUCAAAUAAGAAAUGUACUUUUGGCUUUAUUAGACAUCGUUUAAGAUACUGACAGUGUUCCCAACUUACUGAUCCAAACUGUCAAAUGACGUUAAGUGGGCAUAUUUCAGGCCACAAAUAAGUUGGCUAGGUGGGCAUUUUAAGUAGCAACCUGCUGAAAUAGUUCCUUUUGUAAAUUGUGCAUAGACAGCGUGAUGUAAAGUGUUAUUUUUUUUUAAUCUCCCUAUAAUCAUCAUGUUUACCAUAAAAAUUGAGCAGAAUUACAUAUUUGCACUUUUCUUUUCAGGCUCAGGAGUAUACAUAUUUUAGCCAUACAGGAAAUAAGCAACAAAUGUUCUUGUCACCAGAUUGUUUGGGUAUGUUACAAAAUUUCAAUCAUCUUUCUCUAAAACUAAAUUGAAUCAGUGUUUGACCCAUCAGCAAAAAGUGCUGGUGAGAAUUGUAGCUGAAAUUCUAAAAGUACAGCAUUGUAACAAUCUGGAUUUCUUUUCAUUGUAUUAGUGAUAGUGGUUAGAAAUCAUUAUCAACUGGAGACAAAUGUAAAUUUCAAAACUGUUCACUAUUUAUUGAAGGAGGAUUGGUAUCAGUUAUAUUGUAAACAAUAUGAAGAUAUCAGCCUAGUGAUGGGUGAGUUGUAAAGGUGACAAAACCUUUUCGAACAAUUGAUAUAUAAUUUGCAUUUAUUCAUUUUUACUUGAAUUCAAUGCAUAUCUUGAUACCGCUGAUUAUAAACCCUAAUCUGAAUGAAAUUUAAUGGUUGAAGAAUAUGUAAAUACAGUAAUGUUUAAAAAUAAGUACCGGUAUGACUUUUGGCAAAUAAAAAGCAGUGACAUUUAUUUCAACAGUAGCAGCUAAACCUCAUUAACAGCAGAUUUAUCCAAACAGGGUUGCAUAUUUGUAUAUAAAAGAAUAAUUUUUUUAGCUAUUCUGUAACUUGCUUUCUUUGCUUUGUUGUGCUUGUAAAUAUUAAAUGUUUUCUGUAGAUAUGAUGCCAUGUUAUGUCAAUUAUGUGCCUUUUUAAGGGUAGUAUUGCUUUAUCAACGUAUAAAUAAAUCUACACUUAAUGGCAGUCAUAAUUUAGAUCGUGCAUAGUGUUGUUAAGUGAGGAAAUAGAAAAUGAUUUUCCUGUAUAUUUUCGCAGAUGGCAUAUUGAAAUGAGUUGUGCUUUGAAAGCUGUACUUGCAAGCAUAUAAAUUCUUUCCAAUUUUUGAUCAGCAGGAGAAAAAACUUUAUUUUUCAAUAAAUCUUUUCUGUGAAGAGAAUUUCUUCAACUGAUAUGUACAUUAUAAUUUGUAAACAUACAGAAUACAUUUUAAAAUAAACACAGCUUAAGUUUAAUAAUCACUCUUGUAUAUUACAACUUGAAAUUCCAAGCACAGUUCAUACACAUAUAUUGUGCAGCACAGAUCCUAUUCAACUGCAACAUAUUAUGAGUGUUUAAUUGUCAUUUGUACUGGCAACGGAACAGUGAGAUUUUCAUUGUUCCAUUAGACUAAAAAGUUGAGGAAUCCAGCAAAGUGCAAUCAAAAUUAACUCCCAAUUAUUGUUCUCACAAUAUGCUAUUAUUUACACUAAAAACUUAAAAUCAGGCCUUCCUUGAGGUUGGGGAUUUUGCUUCAAUAAACUCUUCUCGGCUAUCUUAUAUUAAUCUAAUGUUCAUAUUGUUUCUGACAUGAAAAUGUGACAAAAAUUGAGGAUUUCAAUAUUGUUCAAGAAUGACAUAAACAUUAGAAAGAACAAAAGUGGCUGUUCACUCCUUUCGCUGAACUUAAAUCUUAAUCAAAGUUUCCUGCAGCUUAAAAUAAGUACAAAAAAACAUUCUGUGCACAUAACGCUACGUUUGAUGAACAUUUUGCCAAUAUGGAAGUUUGUGUUAUUUUUUUUUACACACUGAACAUUACAUGGACUGUAGAGGUUUUGGUUUUGAAGUUGUCUUGUGCUUUAACUUGUGCUUUCUGUAGACUACCUAUGCCACCUUUCUUUAAAAAUAACUCUUUUAAAACUGCAGAAUGACACACCUGUAAUUUGAUGUUGUUCAAUUGAUCAAUUUGGGGCACUUCCUAGCAUUAAAUGUGCCAUCUGCAUGUUUUACAAUUGCCAAAAUGUAAAACAUUUUAUUCAGAUUUAUUAAGUAGUUUGGCAUAUAUAUUUGGUUCGUCCUUUCAGUUGUACUGAAUUUUAAAAGUUUCUGCUUUAUUUUUGGUGAGUUCAGAGUUGAGGUUCUAAUCAACUUUUAUUUGCAUUAUUUAGAGAUUUUUCAAAUCUUUAAGUAUGUGUAUUAUGUCUAGGACUCCAGGUUCUUGAAGAUUUUUGAUCUAAUAUUGGCUCGGGUCUAUUAGCUAACUACUUAUCUUGAUUUGUCACAAUUAUUAUAGUCUAAUUAAUAUUAUAUUAUCUAGAUUGUGUUGAAGUAGUUUGCCACCUUUUUUGCAACAUCAAUUAUCUGAAAUGAUUGGCAGGUAAAAGUUCUGUCCUAUUCAACUAAUUAUCUGCAUGUUAUGUUAAUUGCCAUGGGUUAAAAAAAACCCAGUUUCAUUAUUAUUAAAUUUACAUUAAAAUUAUUGAAGUGUAGUUCACCCUUUCAUUUGAUCUUUCAAAGAGUGAAUAUUUUUUUAUUUAAACUUACUUCUGCUCAUGAGGAGUCGACAAUUUUU
Amblyraja radiata (thorny skate) is the source of this 6068-nucleotide messenger RNA. RefSeq names its product alpha-1,6-mannosylglycoprotein 6-beta-N-acetylglucosaminyltransferase (gene mgat5). The record is from RefSeq and is a predicted model, not a curated record. Gene Ontology annotation, cellular component: Golgi apparatus. Bases 496 to 2724 code for a protein of 742 amino acids. Gene Ontology annotation, molecular function: alpha-1,6-mannosylglycoprotein 6-beta-N-acetylglucosaminyltransferase activity. Gene Ontology annotation, biological process: protein N-linked glycosylation. The transcript is spliced from 18 exons. NCBI's taxonomy places the organism in Eukaryota, Metazoa, Chordata, Chondrichthyes, Rajiformes, Rajidae.